AUUUGUCGUUCGGUGGUGCCCCCUACUCCGUCACUUUUGUUGUGUUAUUGAUUAAUUUGAGUAAAUCAAAAAUAUCCGAUUUUUUCGGAAAACGAGUAAAAGUGGGACCUCCAGCUCUACGUUCCAGCCUUCGGAUCGUCACUUUAACCCAAAACUUACCUCCCCCAAAAUCAGCCCUUUUUUCCCUGAUUCCGGGGCGAACUCCACUCAUUUCCAGUGAAAAAUGUCCCAAAAAGCCAUCGCCGACCAAGAAAUCACCAUCAAAGACUCCCUCUUCGAGUUCGUCAAGACACACAUAACUAACGCCGACUUGUCUCUCAUCGACGAUAUCGUCCUGUCUUAUGUUGUUGCAAUCCUUGAGGACGUCAGCUCGGACCCUGUCUUCAGCGUCGAAGAUUUCUGCGAAAUGAUGUCGGCGUACUUCCCCGAAUUUGAAUCGAUCAAUCACGCGACUGUCUGUCAGUGGAUAUUCGAGUUGGCGGCGAAAUUGAGGGUGGAGGAACCGGAAGAGAAGUCCGUGAUUGAGAUUUCCCUACCGGAAAUCGUUCCCAAGACGAAACCGAGACAGUUGGACAACAGAGACAGCUUUGAUUUGCCCAAAAGAGUACACAGGCUGUCGGAAAUGAGCGAUGGGGGCUCCACGGAUAGCUCCUGCUGCGAUUUCUUGGACGAAAUCGACGUCUUGCAGGAGAUGUUCCCCCACGUUUGCUCCAUUGAGGUGAAGCAUUGCUUGGCGAUCGCCAGUGGGGACAUCGAGCGCGCCACUCAGAUCCUCAUCGACCGUCAAGAAAACGGUCAAUGCCUCAACCAAAACAACUCAUUGACGAUCCACGUGAACAAGACCACAAUCGACGAUGCAGAAUUGAAGAACCGCAUCAUCGAGCGGUACUCGUACAUCGACAAGGACGCCUUCACCAAGGAGCACCGUCCGGUGGCCCCCAAAGUGGAGCCGAAGAAACUCGUCCGUUAUCGCGACAACAAGAUUGUGAGUCUGAAAGGGGAGCGAUUCACCGAAGUGAAGAAGGGCGAAGACGUCGACGAUAUCUCGUUGAAGAAGAACAAGAAGGGCCACGGCACGCCGUAACCAAGAACCGACGAUCGGAUGAUUAGUUUUAAAAUUUUCCUUAUUAGAAUAGGGUGGUAUAUUUAUGUAAUGUCUGGCACUCUUAACUAGCUAUAGGGAGCAAGUGUUGGGUAGGGGAUAGAGUCCCAACAACCCAACAACUUGCUCCUCGUCUACACACACCGGUAGUAUUAUUAUUAUUAUAAGGUUCAAGACUAGUCAAAAAAAUCGCGAAGGUGGCUCGUGCGUAUCCUACUUCAUUUCGAAUACCUGUGAUUCUCGUAAAGUAAAUGUAUUUUCGUACAUUUUAUCUCAAUCAGUGAUAUUAUCAAGCAUUUGUUUGCUUCGGUUUUAACGUUCAAGACUUGUGUUUUGUGUUGUUUAUCCCUUUUUUACCUUUCUCGAUUAUAAUAAAUAUGUUAAGUGUAA
Molecule: messenger RNA, 1492 nt
Organism: Tribolium madens (black flour beetle)
Lineage: Eukaryota; Metazoa; Arthropoda; Insecta; Coleoptera; Tenebrionidae
Product: CUE domain-containing protein 2-like
Exons: 4
Coding region: 224-1084 (286 amino acids)
Molecular function (GO): ubiquitin binding
Source: RefSeq, a predicted model, not a curated record